Cladophialophora bantiana CBS 173.52 is the source of this 1809-nucleotide messenger RNA. RefSeq lists its product as uncharacterized. Gene Ontology annotation, molecular function: N,N-dimethylaniline monooxygenase activity; NADP binding; flavin adenine dinucleotide binding. The transcript has 3 exons. Lineage: Eukaryota; Fungi; Ascomycota; Eurotiomycetes; Chaetothyriales; Herpotrichiellaceae. The coding region runs from base 1 to 1809 and encodes 602 amino acids. The record is from RefSeq and is a predicted model, not a curated record.
AUGGCGUCCCUCGUUGCGGAGUCCCUUUCCAUCGGAAUGGGCAACGGCGUGGUGAUUGACAUGCCCAAGAACAAGCUCGUCAAUGGCGAGAUGGAACUGUCAGCACCAGUCCUGACAAAUGGGUUGAAUACCAAAACUCCAGCAAUCACCAAAACAAAGUCGAAACCGCCAUUGGUAACCCAGCCAGCAUAUACGCCGCGAAAACUACGCGUGAUAACCAUCGGAGCUGGGUUUUCGGGCAUGAUAUUUGCGCACAAACUGCGUUACGAACAUCCGGAGAUGGAAGAAAUCACCACAAACACCAUCUUCGAGUCACGCUCUGAGGUCGGCGGCACCUGGCUGGUCAACACAUACCCCGGAGUUCAAUGUGAUGUGCCUUCGCAUAUAUACGCCUUCCCCUUUGACCCUAAUCCAGAUUGGGAUUAUUUCUACUCAACCGGUGCUCAGAUCCAGGAGUAUUUUGUUCGGACUGUGCGCAAAUGGAACCUGGACCGCGACGUACAAUUCAAUACUCGCGUGGUAGGUCUAUACUGGCAAGAGGAAUCCGGACUGUGGAAAGUCAUGGUUGAGCACGCGGGCGUAACACGCGAGGAGUGGGCCGAUAUUGUGGUUUCGGGACAGGGGUUUCUGAAUGCAUGGAAUUGGCCUGACAUUCCGGGCCUAGAUGAUUUCGAGGGCCCAAAACUGCACUCAGCCGCCUGGGACCAUUCGAUUAAUCCCACGAACAAACGCAUAGCCGUGAUUGGCAAUGGCUCCUCGGGCAUCCAGAUUCUGCCCAAGUUGGCUGAAGCCGAGGGUGCCGAUGUGACCAGCUUCCAACGAGGACCUACAUGGAUUGUGUCGAGGAUGGAUCCCGGGAAACUUCUAGGGAAGCCCAAUAUUGGUUCGAACCCGGCCUACACAGAGACUGACAAGCGGAAUUUCCGCUUAGAUUCAGAAGCGCACCAUCAGUAUCGCAAGCAACUCAUCCAUAAUAUCAAUAAGGCGUUUAAGAUGUUUGUUAAAGGGUCCGUGGACAACGUCGAACAUAGCAAGUUUGCCAGCCGGCAGAUGGCUGAGAAACUGAAUCAUGACCCGGAUCUCUGUGAAAAGCUGAUUCCAAAGUGGGAGCUCGGUUGUCGACGAGUCACCCCUGGAGCGGGCUACUUGGAAGCAUUUCUUAAGCCCAACGUACACCUAACACAGAGCCCUAUCAUGAGAAUUACUAAAAACGCCAUCCUGACUGAAGAUGGCCAAACGCACCCAGUGGAUAUAGUGGUUUGCGCAACGGGCUUCGAUGUCUCGCACUGCCCUUCAUACCCGGUUAUUGGUCGAAAUAAAGUCAGCCUGGCAGAGAAAUGGGCGGACGAACCCGAGUCGUAUUUAUCUCUUGCCUGCCCCGACAUGCCGAACUAUUUUAUUUUUACGGGCCCUAAUGCAGUGGUCGGCCACGGCUCGCUGAUAGAAGGCCUGAGCUGGGCCUCGGACUACAUGAUUAAAUGGAUCAAGAAGAUGUCCUGCGAGGACAUCAAGUCCGUGGAGCCAAAACAAAGCACGGUGGACGACUUUAUUUCCUACGGAGACCAGAUUCACAGCACGCUAACCUGGACCGGCGCUUGUCGUAGCUGGUACAAGAAGAAUCGGACCGACGGGCGCGUGACAGCCACAUUUCCAGGAAGUGCUCUGGUAUUCCGCCGUAUGAUAUCCGAUAUCCGCGGCGAGGACUUUAACAUCGAAUAUCGAUCCAAGAACAAGUUUAGCUUUAUGGGCAAUGGGUUUACUACGUACGAGUUAGACGAUGACAACGAUUUAGCGUGGUAUGUCUCCUAG